Culex quinquefasciatus (southern house mosquito) is the source of this 1610-nucleotide messenger RNA. RefSeq lists its product as uncharacterized. Lineage: Eukaryota; Metazoa; Arthropoda; Insecta; Diptera; Culicidae. Bases 12 to 1469 code for a protein of 485 amino acids. The record is from RefSeq and is a predicted model, not a curated record. The transcript is spliced from 5 exons.
UAAUUUUCAACAUGAAGUUGGCAAAUUUACUUGUAAUCUUGGCCAUGGUCGCCAUAUCAUCUGGUAGAGUGCUGGAAACGAAAUCUACCAAAAUUUCCAAAAAGGCGCCUAUUGUGUUGCGACAAGACGUGGAAGAGUACAGCGACAGUGAGAAUGCAGUGGAUGGUAACAUUUCCGAAUCCGCCGCUGUCGAUGAGUCGGACGUAAGUGAAAUAGUGAAUUGCUACGAAGUUAAUUGCAAUGAGGCCAGCAGCAAUGCGAACGCAGCCGACGAAGAAACCAAUUCGGAAAACAAUGAGGUAUUGCAAGAAAUCAACCAAGUGCCACAAGAGGCUGUUAGCCAGGCACCGGUGGUAAAUACUGACGAUGCAAAUCCGAUUAACCGAUACUGCAAAUGUACCACCUACGAAUGUAACUGUUGUCGUGACUUUGCUCUGCCGCUGGUUCCGAUGAAAGGGCCAGGCUGUGCGACUAUCCAAUACCUCGAGGGUAACCGUAUGUCCAUCGGAAUCAAAUUCGGAGAUCGUGUCUUGGCAAAUCGCGUUAUUUCUGGUCGAAAAGCAACCCCGGUCUGCAUGCCCCUGCCUGGAGGAUUCAAUCGUUUCUGUGGCCGUAUUUACGGUAUAAACCGUCGUAAUGAUGAUCAUUUUAAGGCUUGUUUGGGUCUGGAAUUGCGCGCCGACAACGAAAUCGAAGCAGUUCUGCGUGUUUCGUGCUUUAAAUUCGGACCACGUGGUCUCUCUGUAACUGAGCCGGAACCACUUCCACCGGUAGAGGACAUUGAUGUAGGUGAAGACGAAGACGACGAAGAUGAAGACGAGGAGGAAGACGACGCCGAUGAUCUGCUCGGAACGCUGGGUCUGGGAGACGAUGAUGACGAUGAUGACGACGAUGACGAUGAUGAUGAGGGAGCCGAUCAAGAUGAACCGGAAAUUCAGUCGUCAGAGCCCGGUUAUACCGGAUUCAGUUUACUUGAGGGGGAUUUCCUAGGAGACCUUUUGGGUACAACUAGUCAAAAAAAGAAGAAAACAAGUUUAACCAAAAACGGCACAAACCAACCAAUUAGUAAAGAUGCUAAGAAGAAGCCGUUGAAACAAGCAGCAGCGCAAGUAGCUGAGGUUGUAAGUAAAAAUGCGACCGUCACCAAAAAUAAAGUUAAGGACGACGAUGAUUCAGAUGAGAUAACCGAUAUUGUUGAAUCACUGGUAUCCGGAGGAGAUGAUGAUAGUGCCGAAAAUGACGAUGAAGACAACGAAAAUGAUGAUGAUGAUGAAGAAGACUCUAAAGAGACACCGGAAGUUACCGAAGAGGCUACCAACACUCCUGUCGAUGAUGAAGAAGAAGACGACUACGAGGAAAGUGGUGAAGAAAACGAUACUGCCAAUGAUAAUCUUAAAACCAAACAAACUAAACAGCCAAAAUUUGGGUUCAACUGGAAUAAUUUAACACGGUUUUUCCGAAUACUUUAAGAGCAACAUGUGGUAGCUCGAACAUCUACGAUGUUUGUGACUAGUGUGUAGUUUGUAAAUCUGUGCAAAAUAAUCAUUAUGACAUUAUUUAUUUAAUUUAUUGUAAUUUAUUGAACGCUGAAAUAGAUUCGAACCAGUAAA